Molecule: messenger RNA, 1704 nt
Organism: Pteronotus mesoamericanus
Lineage: Eukaryota; Metazoa; Chordata; Mammalia; Chiroptera; Mormoopidae
Gene: NDNF
Product: neuron derived neurotrophic factor
Exons: 3
Coding region: 1-1704 (567 amino acids)
Biological process (GO): extracellular matrix organization
Molecular function (GO): protein binding; heparin binding
Source: RefSeq, a predicted model, not a curated record
AUGGUGCCUCUGCGGUGGUGGCUGCUGUGGCUGCUGCUGGCGCUCGGCUCACGGACCCAGAAGCUGCCCACGCGCGACGAGCUCUUCCAGAUGCAGAUCCGGGACAAGGCGUUUUUUCACGGCUCCUCGGUGAUUCCAGACGGGGCUGAAAUUAGCAGCUACCUCUUCAGAGACACGCCCAAAAGGUACUUCUUUGUGGUGGAAGAAGACAACACCCCGCUGUCGGUGACGGUGACACCCUGCGACACGCCCCUGGAGUGGAAGCUGAGCCUGCAGGAGCUGCCGGAGGAGGCCAGCGGGGAGGGCUCAGGUGAGCCGGAGCCGCUGGACCAGCAGAGGCAGCAGGUGACGAGGGAGAGAGGCACGGAGCUGUUCUCCUACAAGGGCAACGACGUGGAGUCCUUCCUGUCUUCCAGCUCCCCCUCUGGCUUGUACCAGCUGGAGCUCCUGUCGACCGAGAAAGACACGCACUUCAAAGUCUACGCCACCACCACGCCGGAGUCUGACCAGCCCUACCCAGAGCUGCCGUACGACCCCAGAGUGGACGUAACGUCCCUGGGGCGCACCACGGUCACGCUGGCCUGGAAACCGAGCCCCACGGCCUCCCUGCUGAGGCAGCCCAUCCAGUACUGCGUGGUCAUCAACAAAGAGCACAACUUCAAGAGUCUCUGCGCAGUGGAGGCGAAGCUCAGCGUGGACGACGCCUUCAUGGUGGCCCCGAAACCGGGCCUGGACUUCAGCCCCUUUGACUUCGCCCACUUCGGAUUCCCGUCGGACAAUUUGGGUAAGGACCGCGGCUUCCUGACCAAGCCGCCUCCCAAACCGGGCCGCCCCGUCUACUCGCGGCCCAAGGCCGACAUCCAGAAGAUCUGCAUAGGGAACAAGAACGUCUUCACCGUGUCGGACCUGAAGCCUGACACGCAGUACUACUUCGACGUCUUCGUGGCCAACAGCCGCAGCAACCUGAGCACGGCCUACGUGGGCACCUUCGCCCGCACCAAGGAGGAGGCCGAGCAGAAGACGGUCGAGCUGAAGGACGGGAGAGUGACGGACGUGUUUGUGAAAAGGAAGGGGGCCAAGUUCCUGCGGUUCGCGCCCGUCUCCUCUCACCAGAAGGUCACCUUCUUCGUCCACUCCUGCCUGGACGCGGUGCAGGUCCAGGUGAGGAGAGAUGGGAAACUGAUUCUGUCGCAGAACGUGGAAGGCGUUCGGCAGUUCCUGCUGCGGGGGAAGCCCAAGGCCAAGUACCUCAUCCGCCUGAAGGGCAAUAAGAAGGGGGCGUCGAUGCUGAAAAUUCUGGCGAGCACGCGGCCGGGCAAGCACGCCUUCCCCUCGCUGCCCGAGGACACGAGGAUCAAGGCCUUCGACAAGCUGCGCACCUGCUCGUCGGCCACCGUGGCCUGGCUGGGCACGCAGGACCGGAACAAGUUUUGCAUCUACAAGAAGGAAGUGGAUGACAACUACAACGAAGACCAGAAGAAAAGGGAACAGAACCAGUGCCUGGGGCCGGACACGAGGAAGAAGUCAGAGAAGGUCCUCUGUAAGUACUUCCACAGUCAGAACCUGCAGAAAGCGGUGACCACAGAAACAAUCAAGGGGCUGCAGCCGGGCAGAGCUUACCUGCUGGACGUGUAUGUCGUGGGGCACGGGGGGCACUCGGUGAAGUACCAGAGCAAGGUCGUGAAAACCAGGAGGUUCUGUUAG